AUGUUGGACGAGAAAUUAGAUAUGCGCGCCAGUAAUGAUGGCGUCACGAAAGUUAAUAGUGAUAAACGGGCCACUGACAUCACCAGUACCAGUUCAACUGCUACUGUAGCGACAAACAAUAACGAGGAACCCCAGAAUGCGUCUGAACUUGGCGAGUCCCAAAAAUCCACGCCAACCGGGUUCCAAGAUAUCCAAGCUGCUCAAAAUGCACUGGCCGAAAAAUACGGUGUUCGUGACACCCGUCUGCAAUGGAAAAUCGACAUUUGCGUCGUUCCAGCGUUGAUUUUACUGUAUUUCGCUGCAUUUCUGGACCGGAUCAAUAUUUCAAAUGCCAGACUUUACGGUAUGGAGGCCGAUCUGGGAUUGCAUGGGAACCAAUAUAACGUUGCUCUCACGGUUUUUUUUGUGCCGUACGUGUUCUUCGAGCUUCUUGCAAACUAUCUGGCCAAACUGUUCAAGCCGCAUUGGUGCUUUUCCAUCAGCAUAUUCGUGUUUGGAUGCGCCACUAUCGGAUGCGGGUUUGUCAAAAAUUAUGGCGGUCUCGUUACGGCAAGAGUCUUCUUGGGAGCUGCAGAAGCCGCUACAUUCGGCUUGAUCUUCUACAUUCUCUCCUCUUACUACACUCCACGUCAGGCUCAAAAAAGGUUUUCGUUUUUCUUCAGCUCUACCACCUUGGCUGGCGCGGCAGGUGGCUCCAUUGCGUACCAAAUCCACCAGGGUAUCCAUAACUCUCAUAUAGCGCUAUGGAGAUGGAUAUUCAUCACUGAAGGAGCUGCAACUGUUUUCAUCGCCAUACUUCUAUUCUUCAUUACACCGGAUUUCCCAGAGACUGCUAAAUUUUUGAAACCUAACGAAAAGUCUUACUUGAAGGAAAAGCUCAAGCUAUACUCGCAAGUCGAAUCCGGUUUCGAAGUACAAUUCAGCUGGCGCGACUACUUGCCACUUUUCAAAGACCUAAUUUUCUAUGCCAAUGCUUUGUCUUACCUCGGUCUGGUAGUGCCAGGCUACGGUUACGCCUAUUUCUCCGCCACAAUUGUCAAGGUGCUUGGUUAUACCGCAGUCAGUGCUCAGCAGCAUUCCAUUUACCCAUGGCUCGCAGCAUUCGGUUACAUCAAUAUUACCGCCUUUCUCUCUGAUUACUUUCGAAACCGUUGGUGCUUUAUCAUGUCAUCAUGUUUUAUUGCCAUUGCGGGGCUCGCAAUGAUCCUAGGAUCAGAACAACCACAUGUAAGAUAUGGUGGCUGUUUCCUAUCCUGCCUUGGGCUUUACAGUGCAAUGCCAACACUAAUUUGCUCAACGUCUUUGAAUUUAGGUGGCCAUCUAAGAAAAUCUUUUGGUACUGGCUUCCAGAUCGGCUUCGGAAAUAUUGGUGGCAUAAUUGCUACUUUCCUUUUCUUACAGAAAGAUUCUCCCUAUUACUACAGUGGUCUCGGUACCUGUAUUGGCUUUGUGGGCCUUUCCAUUGCUUGUCAGAUUUUCAUCGUAUUACAUUUGAACCGGCUGAACAAUACCAAAAUCACACCAAGCUAUGCAACUCGUUUCGAGGCUCUGCCUCCACGAGAACAGGUGUUGAAGGGUGAUCUUGCCCCAGACUUCAAGUAUAUGUUGUGA
Molecule: messenger RNA, 1611 nt
Organism: Lachancea lanzarotensis
Lineage: Eukaryota; Fungi; Ascomycota; Saccharomycetes; Saccharomycetales; Saccharomycetaceae
Product: LALA0S13e00606g1_1
Exons: 1
Coding region: 1-1611 (536 amino acids)
Biological process (GO): transmembrane transport
Cellular component (GO): plasma membrane
Molecular function (GO): transmembrane transporter activity
Source: RefSeq, a predicted model, not a curated record